Messenger RNA from Paraglomus brasilianum, 675 nucleotides. The record is from the annotation of a GenBank genome assembly. NCBI's taxonomy places the organism in Eukaryota, Fungi, Glomeromycota, Glomeromycetes, Paraglomerales, Paraglomeraceae.
AUGCCAAGCGCCAAAAUUGCUCCUUCGGUUCUCUCAAGUGAUUUUUCACAACUUGCUGCAGAGUGCAAGCGCAUGGUUGAAGAUGGCGCAGAUUGGCUACAUAUGGAUGUAAUGGAUGGUCAUUUCGUCCCUAAUAUCACAAUUGGAGCGCCAAUCGUCAAAUCUCUCAGGAAGCAUGUUGACACAUUUCUUGAUUGCCACUUGAUGGUUACCGAUCCUGACAAGUGGGUUGAAGACUUUGCAAAAGCUGGCGCCUCAAUGUACACAUUCCAUAUUGAGGCAGCAGGAAAAGAUUCGCGGGCCCUUAUCGAUAAGAUCCACAAACUCGGCAUGAGAGCAGGUGUUGCUGUCAAGCCGAAAACACCUAUAGAUACCGUGUUUCCAUUAGCUGAUGUGAUGGAUAUGUGCCUAGUUAUGACAGUCGAGCCUGGUUUCGGUGGACAGAAAUUCAUGGGAGAGUGUAUCGAGAAGGUUAAAGUGCUUCGUGAGAAAUUCCCUGACCUCGAUAUCGAAGUUGAUGGUGGUUUAGGACUUGAUAAUAUAGAUAUUGCAGCUAAUGCUGGAGCCAAUGUGAUCGUUGCUGGAACUUCGAUCUUUGGAUCUCCUGAUCCUGCGGACACUAUAUCCAAGCUUCGUGCCAGCGUCGGGACUGCACAGGAAAAAUUUCAAAAGUAA